GUCUUUCUGUUCUUCCUCCCGUGUCGUAGGCUUCUCGGUUUCUUAUUCUUUCUCGCUCUGCGGUGUGACGAGGCGGAAUUACCCCCAUCACCCAGUACUCUUCUUUUUUUAUCCUGCCUGCGCUAUUGUAUUUCUCUCCUCCGGCCGCCGCCGCCACUGCUGCACAGCUGGUGUCGGUGCAGCGCGUUUCCCCCCACGUCGUUCCCGCAGCCUAUGGCCCAGGCCGCCUUGGGUAUUUCUGCUCAAGGUAACCACAUCCCUCUUUAAAAAUUCCGCCGAAAAAGAGAAGACGCUUUACCCGACUCUUUGGGCCGUUAUCUCACGGCGUACUUUCUGACCAAGUAUACAACUACCCAGAGGGCCUAGGAGAAGUGCUGUAUAGAGAGCAGUUCGAUUUCAACGCUGAGCCACCUUGGGAACCUAGCUGAUGAUAGGGGGGUUCCAUCUCCUAACUUGUCCAUUUUGUUGCAUAUUCUAAGGACCCAGACAUAAGGCUUGGUGGCCCGUCUCUUGUUUUUCUUGGUUUAUGACUUUCGGCUUUGUGGAAUACGGCUGAGAUGAAAGGAUUUAUCGACGAUGCAAACUACUCCGUUGGCGUGUUGGAUGAAGGGACAAACCUUGGAAAUGUUAUUGAUAACUAUGUUAAUGAACAUACCCUGACAGGAAAAAAUGCCUUUUUUGUGGGAGAUCUUGGGAAGAUUGUGAAGAAACACAGUCAGUGGCAGAAUGUAGUGGCCCAGAUAAAACCAUUCUACACAGUAAAGUGCAACUCCACUCCAGCUGUACUUGAGAUUUUGGCAGCUCUUGGAACUGGAUUUGCUUGUUCCAGUAAAAAUGAAAUGGUUUUAGUCCAAGAAUUGGGUGUAUCUCCAGAAAACAUUAUUUAUAUAAGUCCUUGCAAGCAAGUGUCUCAAAUAAAGUAUGCAGCAAAAGUUGGUGUUAAUAUCAUGACAUGUGACAAUGAUAUUGAGUUGAAGAAAAUUGCACGUAAUCAUCCAAAUGCCAAGGUCUUACUACAUAUUGCAACAGAAGAUAGUAUUGGAGGUGAAGAGGGUAACCUGAAGUUUGGCACUACAUUGAAGAAUUGUAGGCAUCUCUUGGAAUGUGCUAAGGAACUUGAUGUCCAAAUAAUUGGAGUUAAAUUUCAUGUUUCAAGUGCUUGCAAAGAAUCUCAAGUAUAUGUACACGCUCUAUCUGAUGCUCGAUGUGUGUUUGACAUGGCUGGAGAAUUUGGAUUCAAGCUGGACAUGUUAGAUAUUGGUGGAGGCUUCACAGGAACUGAAUUUCAGUUGGAAGAGGUUAAUCAUGUUAUCAGCCCUUUGUUGGAUGUCUACUUUCCUGAAGGAUCUGGCAUUAAAAUAAUUUCAGAACCUGGAAGCUACUAUGUGUCUUCUGCAUUUACACUUGCAGUGAAUAUCAUUGCCAAGAAAGUUGUUGGAAAGGAUAAAUUUUCCUCUGGAGUAGAGAAAACCGGAAGUGAUGAGCCAACCUUUAUGUACUACAUGAAUGAUGGUGUUUAUGGUUCUUUUGCAAGUAAACUUUCUGAGGACUUAAAUACCAUUCCAGAGGUUCACAAGAAAUACAAGGAAGAUGAGCCUCUGUUUACAAGCAGCCUUUGGGGUCCAUCCUGUGAUGAGCUUGAUCAGAUUGUGGAAUGCUGUCUUCUUCCUGAGCUGAAUGUGGGAGAUUGGCUUAUCUUUGAUAACAUGGGAGCAGAUUCUUUACAUGAACCAUCUGCUUUUAAUGAUUUUCAGAAACCAGAUAUUUAUUACAUGAUGUCAUUUAGUGAUUGGUAUGAGAUGCAAGAUGCUGGAAUUACUUCAGACACAAUGAUGAAGAACUUCUUCUUUGUGCCUUCUUGCAUUCAGUUGAACCAAGAAAACAGCUUUUCCACCGAAGCUUAAGCAGGCAUCAUCAACACUUCUUUAGAUCUUGAAGUUACAAGUUAAGCUUGUCUGGUCAACAUUCCAGUGGCGGGAGGGCGGGGGAGGAAUUGAACAAUCCUAUUCUGUUAAUUCUCUUGGAAAUAAAACCAUUAGUGAUAGCUAUUUGGGACCAGACAAAAUCUCUUUCAACUAUAAUUCAUUGGGGCUAUUGGAAGAUUUAGAUAAUGUAUUCACAUUUAAACUUACCAGCUUGCCCUACCCCUAAGCAUUUAAAAUAAAAUAUGCAACAAAAUGGAUGACUUAGUGGAGAUGGAAGCCCAUUAAUUGGGUUCCCCAUUAAACCGUUUACAUACAAAGUACACAGUUUUUAUACUAAGGAUUCGUGUUUAAAAAAAAGUCUUGUAAAGUUAAUGUCUUUCACCCAGAUAUAUCUAAUGUCAGUGGAAGACUAGUGUGACUUCAUUAGAUACGUCUAGUGUAUUUAGAAUGUGUAAAUUUGUGCUUUGAACUGUAGUUUAAUAAAUGUAAAACUGCAUCAUAGUGUGUUGUGUUUGACCUAAUGUAAACCCUUGUAUGAUUGCAAUAAAUUUCUUGUGUAGAUUUUA
Elephantulus edwardii (Cape elephant shrew) is the source of this 2491-nucleotide messenger RNA. RefSeq names its product antizyme inhibitor 1 (gene AZIN1). Lineage: Eukaryota; Metazoa; Chordata; Mammalia; Macroscelidea; Macroscelididae. The record is from RefSeq and is a predicted model, not a curated record. Gene Ontology annotation, cellular component: cytoplasm. The coding region runs from base 558 to 1904 and encodes 448 amino acids. The transcript is spliced from 12 exons. Gene Ontology annotation, molecular function: ornithine decarboxylase activity; ornithine decarboxylase activator activity. Gene Ontology annotation, biological process: positive regulation of polyamine transmembrane transport; negative regulation of protein catabolic process.